Molecule: messenger RNA, 807 nt
Organism: Rasamsonia emersonii CBS 393.64
Lineage: Eukaryota; Fungi; Ascomycota; Eurotiomycetes; Eurotiales; Trichocomaceae
Exons: 4
Coding region: 1-807 (268 amino acids)
Source: RefSeq, a predicted model, not a curated record
AUGUCUACCAAGACAAAGGAUCAUUGGUCUUCGGAGGCAUACGCCACCUCCGCCUCCUUCGUCCCCCAACUCACCCAGACCGUCCUCCGCUAUCUCGACCCGCAACCCACCGACCGCGUGCUGGACAUCGGCUGCGGCGAUGGCAAGUUCACCGCGAAUUUCCUGUCAUCGGUGGCUUACGUCCUGGGGGUGGACGCGUCGCCGGCCAUGAUCGAGCAUGCAGCCAGGACGUAUGGUUCUGAGAAGGCUGAGUUCCGGGUCGUCGAUUGUCGGUUUUUGGAGCGCGAGAGGGAUAUCCUUGAUAAGGGGUGGGAUAAGGUCGUCUCUAACGCCGCACUGCACUGGAUCCUGCGCGACGAAUCGACCAGGCUGUCGACCCUGCGCGCCAUCUACGACUGCCUCAAGCCCGGCGGGACUUUCGUCUUCGAGGCCGGCGGCCACGGCAACGUCAGCGAGAUGAUGACCGCCAUGCUCUGGGCGCUCGUGCACCACGGUCUGAGCAUCGAGGAGGCGCGCGCCGCGACGCCGUGGUUUUUCCCCUCGGACGUCUGGAUGAAGGACGCGCUUGAGGGUCUGGGGUUCCGCGUCGACAAGAUCGAGCUCGAGUAUCGGCCCACGCAGUUGACGACUGCGGCGGGCGGCGGUCUGCCUGGCUGGAUCCGGUUGAUGGGCGCGCAGAUGCUGGAUGCUUUGCCGGAAGAGAAGAGAGAAUUGGUCGUAAAGGAGGUUUGUGAUGUGCUGCAGACGGUGGUGACGAGGGAUGAGGACGGUAGUCAAUGGUUGGGUCGUAAUAUCGUAUCGUCAUAA